GAAACAUUUAGACACAUGCGUUAAGAUAUAAUACUAAUCUAUAAAGAAAAGUUAAUAAUUGGCUGCAUAUUGACUCUAAGUUGGUUUAAGAAAAUUUAUUAUUGCAGAUGGAGAAUUUCAGCAAUAUUGCGACAAUAUCGAUAAAAUGUAAUAUUGUUAACCCUAGAACGCACAACCGGGGUCGAUUCAGACCUUCGGCGAAUUUGGAACUACGCUCCUGAGCUAGCGAGUGGCAUUAUCGACUCACGACCUGGUCCAUAAUUCAUUUCAACUCUCUGAAAGUAAAGCUAUGUCGGUCGCAGCGUUAGUUGUUCGCUGGCUGGCAGUGACGCAGCACCGUCACACAGCGUGGGUGGGGUCGAUAUUGACCCCAGUUGUGAGUUGCCAUUUGUGUUUUGUGGCGAAAAUGGCUGGGCGAUAUAAUUUGAGACCCAUAUCAGCGCUCGCUGAAACUCUCAGAGCGACUGAGAGAGAACAAGCAUCCGAUAUUCCUUCCGAGGAAGAAGAUCAUGCGGUGGAAUUCAGUGGAUCGGAGUCGGAGGAAGACGCUGACGAAAUAUCCGAGCAAUCGGACGAAGGUGACUCUAGAGAACGUUUGAAUCGUGCCCGAAGGCCAAGCAUCAUUCAUGGAGAAGAUGGCCACCGGUGGUAUACGACACCGCGGCAACGAUCCCAGAGCCGGCAAAAUAUUCCGGUAUCUUAUGUGCCAGGUCCGGUUGGUGAGGCAAGACGAGCCAGCACUCCUCUUCAAACGUGGAGCUUGUUGUUCCCCGAUUCCCUCAUUGAAAAGAUUGUCCGUCAUACGAAUGAAGAAAUUCUUCGUUAUCGAGAUUGGCUUGAAAUCAAUGAUGAUCAACAUGACACGUACUCCGAAGUUGGAAUUGUGGAAAUCAAAGCGUACAUCGGGUUAUUGUACUUGUCGGGUCUCCAGAAGACAUCGCACACCGAUCUUGAUGAUCUAUGGAGCCCCGAAUACGGCUCCAUAAUGUACCCAUCAACGAUGUCGCGUGAUCGGUUCUUCGUAAUUACGAGAAAUUUACGCUUUGACGAUAAAACCACAAGGGAUGAGCGAAGAGAAACCGAUAAAUUCGCUCCAAUCCGUGAGCUGUGGGAACAAUUCAUAUCGAAUUGUACUAAAUAUUACAAUCCAGCCUCAUACUGCACAAUUGACGAACAAUUAGUUCCUUUUCGCGGACGAUGUCCAUUCAAAGUGUAUAAUGGCGGCAAGCCCAAUCAGUCUGGCAUGAAGAUCGUUAUGCUAAAUGACUCGGGGACGUUCUACAUGUUCUCUGCUGAGCCAUACGUGGGAAGAGUCACAACAGAGGAAGGGGAGAGUAUCCAAUCUUAUUACAUCCGGAAGUUGUCACAGCCGCUGCACGGAACGAAAAUAAAUAUAACAUGUGACAAUUGGUUCUCGUCAAUACCAAUUUUUGAGAAGAUGCUGACAGAGCAUUCAAUCACGAUGGUCGGAACACUUCGAAAAAACAAACGCGAAAUUCCCGACUAUUUCCGAAGCGCAGGACCUGUGCCAUCGUCGAAAUUCGCAUUUGAUGAGAGAAUGACUCUGGUGGUCCACACUCCGAAACGAAAUAAAAUCGUCAUGUUGCUCUCGACCUUCCAUGAUUGUGCAACAAUCAAUCAGGAGACUCAAAAGCCGGAGAUAAUUCAUUUUUAUAAUUCAACAAAAGGAGGUACCGAUUCAUUCGAUCAAAUGUGCCAUGAAUAUUCGACGGCUCGAAAGACUCUACGGUGGCCCACGAGGAUAUGGCAUGCGAUGCUUGAUCAAGGAGGAAUUAACGCCUUUAUCCUUUACAACUUCAACGCUAAUCUAGAAGCCUUGGACAGGAGGAAGUUCCUAAAAAAUCUAAUAAAAGCCCUAGUGGAGCCGCACCUGCGAGCAAGACUACAAUUGCCCAAUUUUCGUCGUGAGCUUCGUUUCAACAUCCAUACGAUUCUUGGGCAAGGAGAGAGGCCCGUGAAACAAGUCGGCCAAAAGAAGCGCGCAAGAUGUAGCUUGUGUCCCAGGGCACAGGAUCGCAAGUCUCAGAUGUAUUGCGAAAUGUGUCACCGAACCGCCUGCGAAGAUCACAGAGUUGUCUUCUGCUGCGAUUGUGCGAGUUAUGCGAAUUAUGCGAGACAUUGCGAUUAAAUAAGUAUUUUUCCCAUUCCAUCCCAUUACCAUUCUCUUCUUUAUUAAAAAAUGAAGAAAUUAAUGUAUUAUUAAGGCCCUUUAUCUCUGUAGGACCGGUUUUACGAUCAAAAAAAGCGUGGGGUCGAUAUUGACCCCAGUUAUGAGUUAAAAGGUAAAAAAAAUGACGUGUGAGUUCUAGGGUUAAUGUAAUAUCUU
Vollenhovia emeryi is the source of this 2347-nucleotide messenger RNA. RefSeq lists its product as uncharacterized. The record is from RefSeq and is a predicted model, not a curated record. The transcript is spliced from 2 exons. Bases 290 to 2149 code for a protein of 619 amino acids. NCBI's taxonomy places the organism in Eukaryota, Metazoa, Arthropoda, Insecta, Hymenoptera, Formicidae.